AUGGAGCUUUGCAAAGAGAAACAGGUGCUCAAGGUGAGUAAGACCAAUGUAGAGUUAGAGUUGGAGAGCUAUCUGGAGAUGGAGAGGGCUCAAGCCCAGGAGCUCAAGGACAAAUUGAGGAAGAUGGAGGAGGCUCUCCAAAAACAGGAGGAAGAGGCCAAGGAGAGACUGGAAAGAUCCCAGGCUUCCCUUAGAGCCCAGCUGGAUCAGGCUCUGGCUCAACGUGUCCCCUGCCCACCCAGGGAAACAGAGCAUCUGAAAUCCCAGAUGGGAAAAAUCAGCAACAGGCUGCGAAAAGCCCUAAAAGAUCUGGACCUUCAGUUCUUCGUUUCCGAAGACCUGAAAGUGGAAUUGGAGCAGGUGAAGGGAGAGAAGGAGGCCCUUGAAAAGGAGGUGGAGACUCAGAAGAUGCUCAAGGUAAGUCAGACCAACGUGGAGUUAGAGUUGGAGAGCUGUCUGGAGAUGGAUAUGGCUCAAGCUCACGAGCUAAAGGAUAAACUGAGCAAGAUGGAGGAAGCUCUCAGAGAACAAGAGGAGGAGGCAAAAGAGGUACAGGAAAGAUCUCAGGCUGCCCAUAGAGCCCAGCUGGAAAUGCAGGACCAGAACAACAAAAACCUCAUGGCUGCUCUGAAGAAGUUUGAACAGCAGCUGGAGAGUCAUCUCAACGAGUGGAAGGAGGACAAGUCAUCCCUCCUUCAGGCCACAGAAAGCCUGAAGUUGACUCAGCAGGAGAAGGAGCAGGAGUGGGAGAGGACAGAGAGCUCCAUGAGGUCCCAGCUAGAAGAUCUUGAGAGCCAGAUGAUGAAAAAGCAGAAGAGGAAGAAGUGGUACAGGAAGCUUCUGCCUGGGUGA
This is a messenger RNA of Etheostoma spectabile (orangethroat darter), 852 nucleotides long. RefSeq names its product golgin subfamily A member 6-like protein 22. Bases 1 to 852 code for a protein of 283 amino acids. The transcript has 3 exons. NCBI's taxonomy places the organism in Eukaryota, Metazoa, Chordata, Actinopteri, Perciformes, Percidae. The record is from RefSeq and is a predicted model, not a curated record.